This is a messenger RNA of Aspergillus calidoustus, 864 nucleotides long. NCBI's taxonomy places the organism in Eukaryota, Fungi, Ascomycota, Eurotiomycetes, Eurotiales, Aspergillaceae. The record is from the annotation of a GenBank genome assembly.
AUGGAUCAUUCUCAGCACGGGGUCACUGGCUACAUCGGCGGUGAUGUCUUCUACGCCCUCCACCAAGCUCAUCCCGACUGGGAAUACUCACUCCUCAUCUGCAACAAAGACAAGGGCGCACAAGUUGCUAAGAAAUAUCCCUCCGCACGCAUUGUCUAUGGCGACCUUGACUUACUUGAUAUCAUUGAGAAGGAGGUCAAGAAUGCCAACAUCAUCUACCCCAUCGCCAAAGGCCUCGCCCAUCACACUCCUCGCAACCCUGUCUGGCUAAUCCACACCUCCGGCACGGGCAUUCUCACCAUCGAGGACUUCCGCACCAACACCUUUGGUCUCUACCGCACUAAAGAACACAAUGACUGGGAAGGCGUCGACGAACUCGUCAACCUCCCAGCGGACUCUCUCCACCGUAAAGUGGACGAGAUCAUCUUCGCCGCUGGCCCCGCCAACCCAACAAGCGUGCACACCGCAAUCAUCUGCCCGCCCACCAUCUACGGCCCAAAUCGCGGUCCCAGCAACACUAAAAGUGUGCAGGCCUACUGGCUCGCUGCAGCUGUGCUCAAGCGCCGCAAGGGUCUUCUCAUUGGCGAGGGCAAGAACAUCUGGCACCAGGUGCAUGUCCAGGACUUGAGCGACGUGUACUGUCUACUGGGUGAUGCCGCCGCUGCCGGCGGAGAGGUGGAGCCGCUGAGUGAUGCGCAGGUGAUGGAGAUGGAUCAUUUCGCGUUGUAUGCGUUGGGGACUUGCUCGCGCGGACAUUCCUUGCGUGCGCGCAAGUUGUUGGGAUGGUCGCCUUCGAAGCCUAGUUUGAUGGAGCUGAUUCCGUCCAUUGUGGAUCUGGAGGCGAAGGCAUUGGGAUUGGCUUAG